Penicillium odoratum is the source of this 1926-nucleotide messenger RNA. RefSeq names its product bifunctional aminopeptidase/epoxide hydrolase. The record is from RefSeq and is a predicted model, not a curated record. The coding region runs from base 1 to 1926 and encodes 641 amino acids. Gene Ontology annotation, biological process: proteolysis. Lineage: Eukaryota; Fungi; Ascomycota; Eurotiomycetes; Eurotiales; Aspergillaceae. Gene Ontology annotation, molecular function: epoxide hydrolase activity; metallopeptidase activity; aminopeptidase activity. The transcript has 9 exons. Gene Ontology annotation, cellular component: cytosol.
AUGAAUCCCUCCCCGCUUAAACGUUUCUUUGCACUCGCACGCGCUCGCCCUCCCUUCUCUCGAUCUUAUUCUGUGCGCGGAAUGACCAUGGCGUCCGAUCCGCGUGAUCCGAAUACGUUGAGCAACUACAACCAUUGGCGCUCCACUCACAUCACCGCCAAUUUCGACAUCUUGUUUGACCAGAAAAAGCUUGCUGGAAAUGUCAUCCACAAGUUCACCUCAAUUACCGAUGCAAUCUCAAAGGAAAUCAUUCUAGACACCAGUCACUUGGAUAUUGGUUCGGUCAAGGUCGAUGGCCAAGCUUCCAAGUGGGAGCUUCUCCCCACGCAGGAUCCCUUCGGCACCCCACUCAAGAUUAGUCUGGAGCAAGGUGUCAAGCUGAAUGGAACCAUUGAGGUGGAUAUUGCGUUGAAAACCACCCAGAAAUGCACCGCGCUUCAAUGGUUGACUCCGGCCCAAACCUCCAACAAGAAACACCCAUACAUGUUUUCGCAAUGUCAGGCCAUCCACGCCCGCUCGAUUUUUCCUUGCCAGGAUACACCGGAUGUCAAGAGCACCUUGGACUUUAACAUCAGCUCACCCCUGCCGGUUAUGACAAGUGGUCUCCUUACUAAGUCGGAUGAGACCGCAGAAUCGGGUCACAAGCUCUACCGAUUCCACCAGUCGGUCCCGAUUCCCAGUUAUUUGUUUGCGAUCGCCAGUGGAGAUGUGGCUCAGGCUUCAAUUGGUCCUAGAAGUGUGGUAGCUACCAGCCCGGAUAAGCUGGAGGAGUGCACAUGGGAACUGGAAAAUGACACGGAGAACUUCAUCAAAACCAUUGAGAAAAUUGUGUCCCCCUAUGUUUGGGGCCAGUACAACGUAUUGAUUCUGCCUCCCAGUUUCCCUUAUGGCGGCAUGGAGAACCCGAUCUUUACCUUUGCGACCCCCAGUAUUAUCUCGAAGGAUCGUGAAAAUAUCGAUGUCAUUGCACACGAGCUGGCUCACAGCUGGAGUGGUAAUCUGGUGACCAACGCCUCGUGGGAGCACUUCUGGCUGAAUGAGGGCUGGACCGUGUAUUUGGAGCGACGGAUUCUCGCAGCAAUCCACGGCGAGGCCUACCGUCAUUUCUCGGCUAUUAUUGGCUGGAAAUCCCUUACGGAUUCCGUGGAACAUUUCGGUCAUGAUCAUGACUUCACCAAGUUGAUCACUGAUUUGAAGGGCAAGGACCCCGAUGAUGCUUUCUCGAGCAUCCCCUACGAGAAGGGUUUCAAUUUCUUAUUCUACCUCGAGAACCUCGUGGGCAAGCCGAAGUUUGACAGGUUCAUUCCUUACUACUUCACCACCUUCCAACGGAAGUCUCUCGACUCAUACGAGUUCAAAGAAUGUAUCCUGGGCUUCUUCCAGUCAGAUGCCGAGGCAUCCCAGCUGUUGAAUGAACUGGACUGGGAUAAGUGGUUCUAUUCUCCUGGGUUGCCCCCCAAGCCGCAGUUUGAUACAUCUCUCGUGGAUGUUGUCUAUGCACUGGCUAAAAAAUGGGAGACUCUCCCUAGCUCGUCGUUCAAGCCGCAGGUGAGCGAUCUUGAGGGUCUGACAGCCAACCAGAUUGUUGUAUUCCUUGAACAGAUCCUUCGCUGGGAGGAACCUCUCCGGCCAGAACUCUCCAAGUUAAUGGGCGAGGUCUACGGGCUGUCCAAGAGUACAAACAUUGAGGUGUCCAAUCUCUAUUUCCAGGUCGGUAUGAAGGCCGGCGAUGAGAGUGUCAUCGAGCCCACUACUGAGUUGCUUGGUCGAAUUGGACGGAUGAAGUUUGUGCGACCUUUGUACCGCAACCUCCAGAAGAUUAACCGUCCAGUUGCCCUUGCAACCUUUGAAAAAUACAAGGACUUCUACCACCCCAUCUGCCGUGGUAUGGUUGAAAAAGACUUGUUUGGCAAGAAGGAAAAUUAG